AUGAAGAAUCCCGACUCAGAGGAUUCCUUCGAAGCAGAGGAAGAUGAUAGUUAUGAUGCUGUAGUAGUGGGGUCUGGUUACGGUGGUUCUGUUGCUGCAUGUCGAAUGUCGAUAGCAGGUCUCAAGGUUUGUUUGUUAGAGAAAGGGCGAAAAUGGGAAUCUAAAGAUUUCCCAACCGAUAGUUUAAGGAUGAUUUCGGCUGUCAGAAUCGAUAACCGGAACUUGGGAGUCAGCUUCGGUCCAAACAAUGCUUUAUUUCAGGUACAUAUAGAAGACGAUUCUCUAGCAGCAACAGCAUGCGGCUUAGGCGGCGGCUCGUUAGUAAACGCAGGAGUGAUGUUGCCCACGCCAGCUCGUGCGCGACGGGACCCACGAUGGCCGAAGCCUUGGGAAAAGGAUUGGGACUUAUACGUGGGGUCCGCUUCGGAGAUGCUAAGGGUACAGAAUAUUCCAUUUGAGUUCCAAAAUUCCAAAAUCAUGCAACAAGUGAUUGAUCACAACGAGUACGAAAAAAACAUCCACAGUAAUCCAAUGAAACUGAGCAUGAGUUUCGACAUUGAAGAACACGUUUCUGAAUCGAGAAAGUCUCUAGAAACUUCCGGAAACUGUCUCGCGUGUGGGAAUUGCCUCUCUGGAUGUCCUUACAACGCCAAAAAUUCCACCGAUAAAACUUAUUUAAUCUCGGCUAUUCAAGCAGGAUGUACUAUUAAAACGGAAUGCGAAGUUCAAUACGUGGUACGAAACAACGAAGAAGAAGAUUUCAAAGGAAGAAGAAGCACGCGAAGAUGGCUUGUAUUUCUCGACGAAUUUGACUAUAUAACAUGUGAUAUGGUUAUACUAUCGGCUGGAGUAUUCGGUACGGCAAAAAUACUUUUUCAAUCUCAAAUGAGAGGAUUGUCAGUCUCGGAGAAGCUCGGCUCGGGAUUGAGCUGCAAUGGCAAUAAUGUAGCUUAUCUCGAUCGGAGCUCGGCUCCAUUAAAUGCUUUUGGUCUGAACAAAAAUCAGUUUUCGAAUAUUCCUUUUCGGGAAAGACCAGGGCCUUCGAUUUCUUCGUCAUAUACUUCUUCAUUGGGGUUCACCAUUCAGAGUGCAGUAAUUCCAACAGCAUAUCCAUGUUUCAUAUUCAAAGGAAUAACAACAUACAAAUGGCAGUAUCGAAAUUCGUUACUCCUACUCGACAUUAUCGACAGGCUAAAGCAUUUCAUCGCAGGCUGGAAACACAACCAAUCGGCAAUGGUACUAAACGCAAUGGGAUACGACGAAAGCAACGGGAAACUCACAUUCGAAAAAACCACAAACAAAAUUACGUUUCUACCCCCGCACGACCCUCUGCUGCCUAAAAAAAUCGAGGCUUUCCAAAAAAUCGCCAAGAAAAUAGGAGGAACACUCUUCAUGUCAAGAUAUAGAAGCACUUCCGUACAUCUCUUAGGCGGCUGUAUCGUCUCGACAGAUGUUUCUUCGGGUGUCUGUAAUUCCGACGGACAAGUUUUCGACCGCUCAUCUUCGAGUGGGGUCCACUCCGGACUUUAUAUUUGCGACGCCUCGUUAAUACCUUGUUCGGUUGGGAUUAAUCCUUGUCUCACUAUUGCAGCUGCAGCUGAGCAUGUGAGUAAGAAUCUUGUCCUAAAUGCGACCAAGUACGUAAGAAAUUUUGUCGGUAAUAAAAACUACGUACAGAAACGGGGAUUUGUGUCGAAGUUUAAGACAAAGAAGAGGUGCGUUUCGGAAGUUACGACGAAAGAAGUUAUGAGAGGGGAAAUUGGUGGAAUGCCUUGUGCAGCUUAUCUUAAAUUGAGGUUCGAUUCUUUGGAAAAUAGUGAAAAAUCUCGUCGAAAUUUACGAGGCAAAGUUCGAGGGUAUAUUUUAUGCAAGGGUAUCGAAACGGACAAAAUGUACAUUGUUCACGGAGAAGUCGACUUAUGUAAAAUAGAUACGAAAACUCCUCACACGCAGUAUAUGCAUUAUCAUCUCCUCAUUGCAGCUUCAUCCGGUUCAAGAUAUGUUUUCGAAGGAAGAAAGAUAAUGAACCCGUAUCUCGUAGGAUUAUACGCAUGGAGGGAAUCCACAACAUUGGAUGUGACAUUGAGAAAAAUCACAAAUAAUAUCGAAGAAAACGCAAUAAAUCUAAAAGGGAAGCUUCGUAUUUCGUUUCUAGAGCUUCUGCAAAGCGCUUAUGCACUCGAAGGUGGAAGCAAGUACAGGUUCAUAUUUCUCUUAAUGCAAUCACUUCUUACAACCUACAUCACGCAAACACCUCGAGGAAGCCUCGUCACUUUCGCCCCGACGAAAUUCACUCGGGAGCCUUAUCCAAAUAGUACGAUUCACGAGGUUCAAACAGACGAAGAUUGUGUAAUAUAUUGCCGGCAUUGGAUUUGCUGCUACAGCCAAACAGAACUUAGCGAACAGAAAAAACCGUACCCUGUCCUUUUAAUCAACGGUUAUUCGACCGAAAGCUAUUGUUUACCAACCGAGCCAAAUGACCUUGUAAGAACUUUACUGAAACAAGGCCGUGAUGUGUGGUUACUUAAGACAAGAUUGGAUCCAUCGAAUAAUUCUUCAGACAUCUUAUCUAUCGAAGAUAUUGGCACAACUGACAUUCCAGCUGCGAUGAAUAUGAUCAAAGUUUUCUACGGGGAAUCGAAAUCGACGAAAGUACAUGUAGUUGCACACUGUGUCGGAGGUCUAGCAGUUCAUAUUUCAUUAAUGGGAGGUUAUAUCUCAUCCAAAUAUAUAGCUUCUCUCUCGUGUACAAAUUCUUCUAUGUUCUUUAAGCUCACCGCAUCGUCGUUAUUCAAAAUGCGGCUGCCCCUCGUUCAAAUGUCGAUGGCGAUAAUGGGCAAGAACAAGACACUACCUCUGCUUCAGACAUCAACCGCAAGUUUCCGACAUCGGCUCUUGAAAUCAAUAGCGCGUUUAAUCCCACGCUACGAAAGAUGCAGUUAUGACGAAUGCGAGGUGUUCUCGGGUAUAUUCGGGAAUACAUUCUGGCACGAAAACGUAAGCGAGUCGAUGCACCACUGGACGCACAAAGAGAAUCUGCGAAAGCUUCCGAUGUCGGCAUUUCCUCACCUCAGACGAAUAUGUAAUACCGGUUUCAUAGUUGACGGGAAAGGUGAAAACUCGUACUUAAUUCACCCCGAGAGGAUGGCGGUGCCGACGCUGUACAUAUCGGGGGGACGACCGAUUCUCGUGACUAAAGAAACCUCGUUUCUUGCGAAUAAAUACAUGAAACUGCACCAGCCUGGCUACAGGCACGAAAGGGUGGUGGUCGAUGGUUUCGGCCAUUCGGAUCUUCUGAUUGGUCAGAAAUCAGAUGAGAAAGUUUUUCCACACAUACAAAAUCAUAUUGAGUUGGCUGAAGAUGAAAUGAGUUCUUUCAAGAAGCAGAGAGAGUAUAAUAAAUGCAUGAAAGAGGUGUUGGCAUGGAGUUGUGAUCUAUAUGAAGAUGGAGAGAAAAUUGGGAGUUGGGUUUUGCCUUUGAUCACCAUUAUAUUACUUGUGUUUAUUUUCAUUAAAUUGUUUUUUCUUUGUUGA
This is a messenger RNA of Erythranthe guttata (spotted monkey flower), 3534 nucleotides long. RefSeq lists its product as uncharacterized. The record is from RefSeq and is a predicted model, not a curated record. Lineage: Eukaryota; Viridiplantae; Streptophyta; Magnoliopsida; Lamiales; Phrymaceae. Gene Ontology annotation, molecular function: flavin adenine dinucleotide binding; oxidoreductase activity, acting on CH-OH group of donors.